UCAAAAUCCAAAUCCCACCUUCUCCUUCCAACACACAUUGCUUCAAUUCCAAUCAAAGAUGUCCACCGGCCAGGUAUCUUCCCUUUUGGCGCCUGUCGUCGCCCUCAAUAUCUGGACUUUCGUCAUGGAGGGCUGGAUGUACCAGGCACGGAUCCCAGUAUAUUCCAAGUUGAAUAUCAAAAACACUAUAACGAAGCGCGAACUCGAUGCGAUGACGCCGGCGAGUGUCCGAUGGAAGGGAGACAAUUACAACCAUCUCAUGGAACAACCAACCCAGUUUUACGCGAUAGCCCUCGUAUUGGCCCUGGCCGGCAAGGACGACAAGAUAGACAUUCUCCUGGCAUGGUCCUAUGUAGCCGUUCGAAUUGUGCACAGCCUGGUGCAGUCUACUAGCAACCAUAUCAUGAGCCGGUUUUCCAUAUUCGUGGUUUCUUCGGGGAUCCUGGCAGUUAUGACUGGACGGGCUGCGUUGCUUGUUUUCUGAGGAUUAGGGAAACAUGUACAGGAUCUGUGACUUAUAGAUGGCAGUCCGAGGAAGAAUAGUGAGCAUUUGGGGAAGCAUGUACAGUGGUAAUUUUGUAAGGUCUAAUCUUUGUGAGGCACACAAUCUCAACUCUUCUCCAUCAGUUUUGCCUCGAGAUCAGCGCAGGAAGCUAAGGCCGAUCAGAUGGACAAAAUAGGGUUAGUGUGAAACUUCGUAUACGAGG
Aspergillus caelatus is the source of this 707-nucleotide messenger RNA. RefSeq names its product MAPEG family protein. The record is from RefSeq and is a predicted model, not a curated record. Gene Ontology annotation, cellular component: membrane. Bases 59 to 484 code for a protein of 141 amino acids. NCBI's taxonomy places the organism in Eukaryota, Fungi, Ascomycota, Eurotiomycetes, Eurotiales, Aspergillaceae. The transcript has a single exon.